Caenorhabditis remanei is the source of this 456-nucleotide messenger RNA. RefSeq lists its product as uncharacterized. The record is from RefSeq and is a predicted model, not a curated record. The transcript is spliced from 4 exons. Bases 1 to 456 code for a protein of 151 amino acids. Gene Ontology annotation, molecular function: GDP-dissociation inhibitor activity. Lineage: Eukaryota; Metazoa; Nematoda; Chromadorea; Rhabditida; Rhabditidae. Gene Ontology annotation, biological process: protein geranylgeranylation; vesicle-mediated transport; small GTPase-mediated signal transduction. Gene Ontology annotation, cellular component: nucleus; cytosol; Rab-protein geranylgeranyltransferase complex.
AUGGACGAAAAACUACCUGAAAAUGUGGAUGUAGUGGUCCUUGGCACCGGUCUACCCGAAGCUAUUCUAGCCUCAGCUUGUGCUCGAGCCGGUCUCUCUGUUCUUCAUUUGGAUAGAAAUGAGUACUACGGUGGUGAUUGGUCAUCGUUCACAAUGUCAAUGGUACACGAAGUCAAUGAGAAUAAGACCACGCCCCUAACCACCGAACAAAUCGCUGAAAUCUCCAAAAUCCAUGUGAAAGAAAACGAGAAAUUAAUCGAAUUGGGGAAUCGAGAAGUCGUCGAAAACAUUGAGAUGACGUGGAUUCCACGUGAUUCAGAUGAGAAAUCAAUGAAAGAAAAAUUGGAAGAAAUGGGACAAAUGAGACGAUUCUCCAUUGAUUUGGUGCCCAAAAUACUCGUUUCCAAGGGGAAUAUGAUCUGGAGUGCCUUAGACGAGUUCUUAGAGUACAAAUAA